AUGCAAAUGACAGAACAAAUUACUCCUGGAAUUCCGAAAUUCAUUGUAUUUCCAGAAGAAUAUUCCUUAUUAUUUGAAGGAGAUAGAGAAUAUUUAAGAACUGCAAGGAGAAUCAUAGUGCUUGGGAUAAGGCAAACUGUAGUUAGCAAAAAUGCAAUAGUUUGAAAAAAACCUGCCAAAAACUCAGGUGGGUCUUUUUUUAAAUAA
Blepharisma stoltei is the source of this 207-nucleotide messenger RNA. Lineage: Eukaryota; Ciliophora; Heterotrichea; Heterotrichida; Blepharismidae. The record is from the annotation of a GenBank genome assembly.